Messenger RNA from Aphidius gifuensis, 3026 nucleotides. It is a transcript of the gene Ror, whose product is annotated as tyrosine-protein kinase transmembrane receptor Ror. The record is from RefSeq and is a predicted model, not a curated record. Lineage: Eukaryota; Metazoa; Arthropoda; Insecta; Hymenoptera; Braconidae. Gene Ontology annotation, molecular function: protein binding; ATP binding; transmembrane receptor protein tyrosine kinase activity. Bases 113 to 2695 code for a protein of 860 amino acids. Gene Ontology annotation, cellular component: signaling receptor complex; membrane. Gene Ontology annotation, biological process: protein phosphorylation; multicellular organism development; positive regulation of kinase activity. The transcript has 5 exons.
GCCAAUCUAUUGAAUUUAUCAUUAUAAUAACAAAUGGCUACUUCCAAUGUGUCAACAAUAAUAUAAACAUUUUGAAUUUAAAAAUUAUUAAUGAUUCUAAUUUAAUUUUAUUAUGCAUUGUGUUUGUUUGUGGUUUUUAAUACUUAGUUUUAUAAUACUUUUGAGUAAAUCAUUAGGAGAUAAAAAUGUUGCUCCAAAAUUAAGAUUGAAGAAUGAUACAUUGCAAAACUUGAAUGUUCCUGAUGACAAUUUUCAUUCAAUAAAUUCACUGCAAUCAUUAUCAUUAUCAUCAGCAUCAUUGAAUGAUGAAAAAGAUGAUUCUUCUAAAAAAAGUAUUUCUACAUUUAAUUUACAUGACUACAGUACAACAAAACUAGCACCAGAAUCAUUGUUAAAACGCGAAAACAAAGAAGGAUCAUGCGAGAUUUACGUUGGAGAAACAUGUGCACAAUUUGUGGGUAAUCAAAAAGUAUACAUACCCUAUCCAAUGACCCAAAAAUUAUUAGAAGAAAAACUGAUGCAAGCAUUUGGUGUAAUUAAUAUUUCCAAAGAUUUAUCAGCAAAUUGUGCAGUUUAUGCAAAACCAUCAUUGUGUUACUCAGCUUUUCCAAUAUGCCGAGAUGUUACAAACUCACAAACAACAUCAAGCAUUAGUUCUGAAUCAUUUAAUGCUCUUAAUUCAGAUCCACAAGAUACUACAAGCAUUGAUGAUGAUGAUGAUGAUAAUGGUGAUGAUGAUUUAUCAAAAUCACAAUUAUCAUAUGGUAAAAGUAGAAGAAUAUCACGUCAAUCAAAUUCACAAAUAAAUGAUAAUGAAAAUUUUCUCAGUCGUCAAUAUGAAUUAAUGAAAUUGAAAAAAAAAAAAUUACUUAAUCAAAAAUUACGAAGAAUUUGUAGAAAUGAAUGUGAAUUAUUAGAAAAUGAAUUAUGUAGAAAAGAAUAUGCAAUUGCAAAACGUCAUCCAUUGCUUGGUCAACAAGUACCUCUUGUUGAAUGUUCAGAUUUACCAUUAGCUGAAUCAAAAGAAUCAAAUGAUUGUCUUUCUGUUGGAAUAACAAUUGUUAAUAAUGCACAAGAAAAUGAUUAUUGUUAUUAUAAAAAUGGUGAAACUUACAGAGGAAUUAUAAAAACAAGUGCAACUGGUAAAUCAUGUUUACCUUGGUCAACGCAAUUUAAUUUACAAAUAUCAAAUUAUGUUGAAUCACUUGCUGGUGGACAUUCAUACUGUAGAAAUCCAGGUGGUUAUGAGCCUCAACCUUGGUGUUAUGUUGAUGCAAAUAAUAAAAUGACUAAAGAAUCUUGUAAUAUUCCAAAAUGUACAAUUGACAGAAUAAUUAUGACAUGGAUUUAUCCAGUACUUGGAAUUUUUCUUUUACUUUCAAUAAUUAUUAUUUCAUUUUUUUAUAUACGCUGUUAUAGAGCUAGAAAAUUAUCAAGAAGAAACUCAGAUAAUAAUUUACCAGGAAAAAAAUUAAAUGUACCAUGUGAUCAAAAUAUUUAUGAUGGUAGAACAAACACAAGUCAACCAAUUGAAAUGACAUCAUUGCUUAAUUCAUUAGGAAAUUUAAAUGAUUCAAAAAAUUCAGGAAUAAUAACAAUGACUUCAGUAGAGAGUAGAGUUUCUGCAAAUCAAAUACCUCAAUAUUCACGUGAUGAUGUUGUUUUUAUAAAAGAACUUGGUGAAGGAGCAUUUGGAAAAGUUUACAAAGGUCAAUUAUUUAAAAAAGAAACAGAAGAAAAUAUAUUUGUUGCUGUUAAAACACUUAAAGAAAAUGCAACUCAAAAAACACAAAAUGAUUUUAAACGUGAAGUUGAUCUUAUGACUGAUCUUCGUCAUUCAAAUAUUAUUUGUUUACUUGGUGUUGUAUUGAGAGGUGAACAAAUGUGUAUGUUAUUUGAGUAUAUGACACAUGGUGAUCUUCAUGAAUUUUUAAUAAAUCAUUCACCAAAAGAUUUUAGUAUGAGUUCAAGUAAUGAAAUAUUAGGACAAGCUGAAUUUUUAAAAAUAUCAUCACAAAUUGCUGCAGGAAUGGAGUACUUAGCUGGUAAUCAUUAUGUUCAUCGUGAUUUAGCAGCACGUAAUUGUCUUGUUGGAGAAAAUUUAAUUGUUAAAAUAUCAGAUUUUGGAUUGUCACGUGAUAUUUAUAGCUCAGAUUAUUACAGAGUUCAAUCAAAGAGUUUACUUCCAGUUAGAUGGAUGCCACCAGAAUCAAUUUUAUAUGGUAAAUUUGCAACUGAAUCUGAUAUAUGGAGUUUUGGAGUUGUUUUAUGGGAAAUAUAUAGUUAUGGACUUCAACCAUAUUAUGGUUAUAAUAAUCAAGAAGUUAUUUACAUGAUUAGAUCAAGACAAUUAUUACCAUGUCCAGAAGAUUGUCCAACAAUGAUUUACAGUCUUAUGAUUGAAUGCUGGCAUGAAGUUGCUAAUAGAAGACCAAAUUUUACAGAAAUAUUUAAUCGUCUUAGCAGCUGGUAUGUCAAUCAAACAUAUCUUACAUCACCAAAAAAUUCAAGUAAAAUUGGUUCACCUGUUGUUUUUAUUAACAAUAAAAUUACUGAAUCUCAAGAUAAUAUUAAUAAUCAUACAGAACAAAUUAAUGUCAAUUUAAAUGAUGUUUAUGUUGAGUCUAAAAUAAACAAGCCAUAUCUUUCACCAAAAUUAAAUGUCAUCAAAGUUGUCACAAGCAGUGAUUCAUAGUACAACAAAGCUUUUAGAAUGGAAUUCAUUCUUUCUGAUCAGAUAUCUCUGAUCAUAAUGAGACUGUCCAAGUAAUAAUAUAGACUUUAUUUCAUUAGUGUUAGAUGUUGAUAAAAUUUCUAUUUCUUUUUUUUUUUUCUUUUUCUACUGGCUUUAACAAUUGCCAAAUGAAAAAAUUUCUUGAUUAUUUUACACUUAUUAUUAAACAACACUAGAAUUUUUAAACGUUCAAUUCAAUGUUUUACCAAUUUUAUAUUAUAAAAUAAUUUUUUAAUUUUAAUGUUUUUAUAUUUAACGAAACGAACAAACAAGUACUUACUCUAGUCGCCAA